Molecule: messenger RNA, 1219 nt
Organism: Rosa rugosa (rugosa rose)
Lineage: Eukaryota; Viridiplantae; Streptophyta; Magnoliopsida; Rosales; Rosaceae
Product: WUSCHEL-related homeobox 1-like
Exons: 2
Coding region: 6-725 (239 amino acids)
Biological process (GO): plant organ development
Molecular function (GO): DNA binding; DNA-binding transcription factor activity
Source: RefSeq, a predicted model, not a curated record
AACAAAUGGAACUACAACAACAGCAACCAACAGAGGAGGGAGGAAACACCCAAGCAGCUGGAAGUAGUGCCAACAUGGAUUUCUGGCGAAGCCGUACCAGAUGGAUUCCUACUCCAGAACAAAUAAGAAUCCUCAAGGAUCUUUACUACGUCAAGGGAUUUAAGUGCCCAUCUACAGAGCACAUUCACGAGAUCUGCCUCCAGCUGAACCAGUAUGGACAUGUUGAGGGUAAGAACAUUUACUUUUGGUUCCAGAACGUCAGGGCUCGAGAGAAGCAGAUGAAUAGGUGUAAUCAGGCUGCUCCAGUGCCCAUGGGAACUAGUUCUCUUGGUACUGGUGGAUCCAUCGAUCUCAAUUUUGGGUCCACUGGUUCUACUGGUGCUGGUGGAUCCAUCGACAUCAAUUUUGGGCCAGCUGGUGGAUCCAUCGACAUCAAUUUUGGGUCCACUAGUUCUACUGAUGAUGGUAGAUCCAUUGAUCUCAACUUUGGUUCCACCUAUUCUACUGGAGGACAAACAUCCCUACAACAACGAGGAGGAGAUCACCAGGAGGUUCAAACUCUUCCUCUGUUCCCCGUGCACGGCGAGGACGUCUUUGGUAACCUGAAGACUACUUCCGAGGAAGGUAGCGCAUUUGGUUACUAUUCUGGUGGCUCAGGCGGUUACCACAGUGGCUCAAACGUUUCUCUUGAGCUCAGCCUCAACCCAUCCGGAGCUGCUGACUAGGCUUAGUAUAGAAUAGUCCUCGUUUCCCUUUUUGUAAUAUAAAAUCAAUAAGAUUGUGUGCAUGUUUUCUUUUCUUUUUGUUUAACCAACAACAACACCAAGGAUCGAACCUUGGUCACUCAAUACUCUUUUCAAAACCAUCGAGAACUCUGCUGCACACAUCUUUCAUAAUGAUGCAAUAAAAACAAUCACUCAAAACCUAGCAAUCAAUUAAGUCACACAGAGGUCAAGCUAGUAUCCUCUGAGUCAAACCAAACACAAUAAUUUCGUCGCUAGAAUUAGGGAUUAAUAAAGCUAAACACUUCCUGAGUUAGUUAGGAAAAACCCACAUCUUUAGAGUUACACUUACAACUCUAAAAAAAAUCUCGAUCAUUCCAUCUAUCAAUUGCUUCAACAAGCAAUAUGUACCAUCUUAGCAUCCACUAAUCGAUACUGGUACAACACUCAGUAUCUCACCCACGAAUCACCUCACUGCUCAUUUGGUGGUAAGUCAA